AGCUAAAUAUUUUUCGAUUAAACAAAUUUAUUUACUAUCACCCUUCUUCCACUUCUCUCUCUUGAAGUCUCUUUCGUACUUCUAUUCAUCUCCAUCUCCCCUUUGUCUCUCUCUCAUCACUAAUUUAAGGAGGGUAGCUAGAGAGAGAAUCCUUUUAGGUGAAAAAUAAAUCUCAAAACUUUGAAGCUUCAAAGGUGGAAAAAAAGAAAAAUGGAGAUGAAAGAGCCAUUAAAGAUGGAGACUUUGAAAGGAGGAGCUUCACUUAAUAGUAAUAAUUAUCAUUAUUUAACUGAAAAUAAGUGUUCAUCCACAACAACAUCAUUAGAUUCUCAAAUUCUUGAGAAUAUUUAUUGCCCAUCAUCAACAACAAAUAAUAAUACAGGGUUUAUGGAGUUAUUGGGUAUGCAAGAUGUGAUUAAUAUUAAUACUCCUGAUUUGUUUGAUAUUAUGAUGAUGAAUGGUGAUGAUAAUCAAGCUUUUCAUUGUUCUAAUGUCAAUCUAGAAUCUUCUGAGGUGCUUAAUAAUAAUCUUCCUACUACCCCAAACUCUACUUCCAUUUCCUCUGCUUCUAAUGAAGCUCUUAAUGAUGAUCAACACCCAGAUGAUGAACAAGAACAAAAGACCAAAAAACAAUGCACAAAAGCUAAGAAGACAAAUGAGAAACGGCAGAGAGAGGCGAGAUUUGCGUUCAUGACAAAGAGUGAAGUUGAUCAUCUAGAAGAUGGUUAUCGAUGGAGAAAAUACGGCCAAAAAGCUGUCAAGAACAGCCCUUUUCCAAGGAGUUACUACCGUUGCACCAGUCAAUCAUGUAAUGUAAAGAAGAGGGUAGAGAGAUCUUUUACUGAUCCAUCCAUUGUUGUUACAACAUAUGAAGGUCAACACACCCACCCUUGCACCGUCCUGCCACGUGGACUUAUUUCGGGUUCGGGUUACGGCUCGGGUUUCAAUGCUAGUGUGCAGGGUGCAAUCACCCCUUUUGUUGUACCAAUGCAAGUGGCUAAUAACAAUCAUUUUCAAAUGAGUUAUGGUAAUAGUUUAGUUCCUCAACAGCUAAACCAGUUUGGCAAUAAUGUUGUUUGUACAAAUACAAUAGGUAGUAGUGUUAGUUCUAGCUGUUCAUUAUUAGGUUCCCAAGAAAGGUGUAAUUUUGGUGGUGUUUCUGCACCACUUCCACUUAAUGCUGCUUUGCUUACAGAUCAUGGGCUUUUGCAAGACAUACUUCCUUCAAUCAUGAAGAAACAAGAGUAGAUUCAUUAUAAAUAUGGAGUAUUUUUCUGUGUAUUUUCCAUUUUUUUUUUGCUGACUAAGCCUGUAAUUUUAGUAGAAUCCUCUCACUGAUCUUAGCUAGUGUAAUAUUGGGUGUAGAAGAUCCCCUCUUUAUCAUAUAUGAAAAGUACUUGACAUAUAAGCUAAGUAUUAGUCAUUGUAUUUUGGCAAGAGUAUAACAUAUUUUGACCUUUAACCACAACUUAGCCUUAUGAAUGAGUUGGUUUCUUGAUAUGGUAUUAGAAACAAAGUAAGUGAGUGUAUGAGUAUUAAUUUUAUACAAAUUCUUGUAUGAGACGGUCUUACCGUGAUACGAACGCCAAACUUGGGUUAAAUAAUGCAAUAAUAGAAAUUUUUAGCAUAACGGGCUUUUAUAUGGAAUUGUCUUACAGUGAGACGAUCGCAUACAAGAGUGGCUAGAAAUUUUAUCUACCAUUCUUUUUUAAAGUGAAAUACUCCUUCUAUCCUUUUGAUUUUUGCACCCAAAUUUAAAAUGAGUGAAAUGUAACGGAAAGAAAAAUUAAAUUGAAGAACAAAACAAAAAAUAAGUGGAUGAUAAAAAUGAGUGAUUAUGUCAAAGAAAGAAUUUAAGUUUAUAAAUGUGAUUCAAAGAAGAAUAAUUUCAUUGUAAAAAGAGAAAUAAUGUAAAAUUAAUAGGGCAAAUAAUAAUGGAAUAUGGUGCAAAAUAAAGUGUAUUUAAUUAAUAUCAACCAUGAAAAGGGUAUGUGCUUUAUUAUAAUCUAUAGUGGAGGUAAGUAUAAUAAUAGUAUGUGAAGUAUCUGGUACACAAAACGUAUGCAAUUCAAUGAAGUUCUCUUGUCAGUAGUAC
Molecule: messenger RNA, 2095 nt
Organism: Amaranthus tricolor (Joseph's coat)
Lineage: Eukaryota; Viridiplantae; Streptophyta; Magnoliopsida; Caryophyllales; Amaranthaceae
Product: WRKY transcription factor 23-like
Exons: 3
Coding region: 211-1248 (345 amino acids)
Biological process (GO): regulation of DNA-templated transcription
Molecular function (GO): sequence-specific DNA binding; DNA-binding transcription factor activity
Source: RefSeq, a predicted model, not a curated record